Euleptes europaea (tarantolino) is the source of this 8751-nucleotide messenger RNA. RefSeq names its product HIVEP zinc finger 2 (gene HIVEP2). The coding region runs from base 543 to 7850 and encodes 2435 amino acids. Gene Ontology annotation, biological process: regulation of transcription by RNA polymerase II. Gene Ontology annotation, molecular function: RNA polymerase II cis-regulatory region sequence-specific DNA binding; DNA-binding transcription factor activity, RNA polymerase II-specific. Gene Ontology annotation, cellular component: nucleus. The transcript has 8 exons. The record is from RefSeq and is a predicted model, not a curated record. Lineage: Eukaryota; Metazoa; Chordata; Lepidosauria; Squamata; Sphaerodactylidae.
GAGCAGAAGAUUCUAAAGAGCCAUUUUAACUGGAUUAAUGAACCAAAUAGUCUUGCUUAGGACCAUUAUUCACUUGCAUCUCUGACCAUCAAUACAAAGGAAGUUUCAAGAUAAUCAUGUACAGUAAAUGCCAAGAAGAUGCAGGUAGCUGCAUCUUUUUGGAAGGCAUGUCUGGAACCCUGCUUUAGUUGAUGAACAAAUACAUCCCUCUGGAUCAUUCUCCAUCUGAAGACUUAAUAGCCAUGGAUAAUGUUGAAAUGCCAUAGCAAGUCUUGACAGAUAUACAGUAAACUGUUCAGCAAGAAUUUCUGCCAUGAACAGAACUGUGUGACAGUUGAUUUUUAGCAUAGAGCUAGAUAAAGAUCUAAUGCCUAUAAGACUACUAUGUGAACAGUUCCAACAGGAAAGUGGAGUCUGUGAACUUGGGACAGCUCUGGAGAAAUGGGAGCAAGUAAACUUUAAAAAAGCACAGCACUGGAUACACUCUUCAUGUGCCUGCACAGCUUUCAAGUGAAUUAGCACUUAAGACCUUGUGUGACAAAAUGGACUCUGGAGAUACAGCUUUAGGGCAAACCGCUACCUCAAGGUCUGGAGAAAUAGCUAAAGUAUCAAGGAGAUGGCUGCAGGAACAUUCAGCUGAUGUUAAGAUGAGUGCAAUUGGAAGCCUGGAGGGACAGGCACAAAUAGAUCCCGAACACAUGGGAAACCCUGCAUCUGCACAACUUUUUGGUUCUGGCAAAGCGGUGUCAUCUAGCGAUACUAACCAGCAAGCCACAGAGAAGCAAUACCCACAGCACCUUCCAAGCCCGUACUCAUGUCAACAUUCGCUUUCUUUCCCUCAGCAUUCGUUGCCACAAGGAUUCUUGCACAACCUAAAGCCGCAUCAGAGCUUGGAUAGCCACAAGUGGCAGUUUCCCGGCCACCUGCAACCAGUUGCCUCUGAAGAUUUAUUUCCAUUUCAUAUGCAUGGCCAUAGUGGAAGUUUUUCCAGAAAGAAAAUUUCCAACUUGAACCCUGCUUACAGCCAGUAUUCUCAGAAAUGUAUAGAACAGCCGCUGGAAGAUGGUCAUAAGAAAGAACAUAAGCCCAAAAAGCCUGGCAAGUACAUUUGUCCUUACUGUAGCAGGGCCUGUGCCAAACCUAGCGUACUUAAGAAACAUAUUAGGUCCCACACUGGGGAACGUCCAUACCCUUGCGUCCCUUGUGGUUUCUCUUUUAAGACAAAGAGCAAUUUAUACAAACAUAGGAAAUCUCAUGCCCAUGCAAUUAAAGCAGGAUUAGUACCUUUCACAGAGUCAGCUGUAUCUAAAUUGGAGCUAGAUGCCAGUUUCAUUGACGUGGAAGCUGAGAUACAUUCAGACGGGGAGCAGAGUACAGAUACUGAUGAAGAGACUUCAUUAUUUGUUGAAGGUUCUGACAAACUGAGCCCAGUUCCACAGAUUCCAUUGGACAUUACUAGCAGAAGUGGUUUUCAUACAUCAAUAGAAGAAUCUUUGGGGGGCUCAAUGAAAGUUCCUAUUUUGAUUAUUCCUAAAAGUGGGGUGCAGUUGCCAUGUGAAAGCUCCCAGCAUGUUGGAUCUGACAAUCUACAAAAUCCUUCAUUAAAUACAAAGUCUGAUGACUCUCAUACAGUUAAGCAGCGGCUUGCACUAAGACUGUCUGAGAAGAAAGGGCAAGAUUCUGAGCAGUCAUUAAACCUUUUGAGCCCACAUAGCAAAGGAAGCACUGACUCUGGUUAUUUUUCACGCUCAGAAAGCGCAGAGCAACAGAUAAGCCCCCCAAAUACCAAUGCAAAGUCUUACGAAGAAAUAAUCUUUGGGAAAUUCUAUAGGAUUAAUCAAAGGACUGCACAACCAUUAGCGACAGCCAAUCAGGAUCACAGUCCAGUGGGUAGAAAAGGCAAGGCAGAGCCACUACCUCUUGUAAACCCUAGGUUAGAUUUCAAGAUGCUUGAAGAACGAAUGUCUCCAAACAAAGAAGCACUAAUUGAUCCUAGUAAAAUUGGCACUAUAAAAAGCACCCAAGUCUUUAAUGAUAGUAGUAUAGAAUCCAAACAGUCUCAGACUGUAACAUCAUUCAUCAAAAGCGAAUUAAGCCUUUAUCCAAGAAGUCACCCAGGUGAUAUCUCUCUGCUCUUAGAACCUCCCACAGAUACAAACCCACUGAUUAGAAGCAACUCCAUGCCAACCUCAUCUGCAACCAGUUUGAAUGUCCCCACAGCUUUGAGAGGAAGCCAUUCAUUUGAUGAGAGAAUGACUGGUUCAGACGAUGUAUUUUAUCCUGGGACGAUCGGUAUACCACAUCAACGAAUGUUAAUUAGACAAGCAGCCUUUGAGCUUCCCUCAUUGCUUGAAGGACAUUCAGAUUCAGAGUACCAUGGCAGAAUAGGGAAGAACAUCAUGACUGCUUCUGCCAGAUCAACAGCAGGAGAAAAAGGGCUGGGCAUGAGAGAGAAGAAGUUGUUAGUAGGGGAGAGAAUUUUUUAUGAGGGGGACUCCUCAGGAAAGCACUACAGAAAAUGGGAAGAAUAUGGAAAUCUGAAACAAAGCUACAGAGAGACAUUGACUUUGAGUGGGUCAAAACAGGGAGAAUUUUAUACUGACUCGCCUACGCCUUUUCAGUCAGUUUCUUCUACGUACGGCGUUACAUUUGAAAACAGGAAGCGAAGAAUACAGAAGAGUGUUGGAGAUGAGGAGGACACACCCUCAUUGUGCAGUGGUGCUACUGGCAGCCCCAUGGCCGGUGAUUUUGAUCCAAAAUUGGCAAUCCAGGAAGGACCAAGGAGUGGAUAUGCAGCUCAAAGCCAUGAUAGUUCUCCUCAUUCUCACCCAGAGCGCUUUGAAGUCUGUAGGCCCAAUCUGCAGUCAGGAAGCCCAGCCCCAGCUUCAGAAGAAUGUCCCUUAACCAUUGAUCAAGAGAAGGCUGGAGAGGCUCUGAGUAGAAAAGGAAAUGUAAUCUCCGUCAUUCAGCACACAAAUUCUUUGAGCCGGCCAAACUCAUUUGAGAGGUCUGAGUCUACAGAGCUCAUGGCUGGCCAGCAAGAUAAAAUGUACUCAUCAUCUGAAACUUGUGAAAGCGAGAUUGCAGAGUCUCCAAUGAGCCCAGACAGGGUUCAGCAGACAGAAAAUGCUGACAGUGUGAGCAAACAGCCUUCUUCAUCCCAACAUUCUCAGCCAUAUCAUAUGCAGCCCAGACUUGUUCGCCAGCACAAUAUACAGGUACCUGAGAUUCGGGUUACAGAGGAGCCAGAUAAGCCUGAGCGAGAGAGAGAAGUCUCUGUAAAAGAGCAAGAGAAGCCUGCAGAAGAAUUUCAGUGGCCCCAGAGAAGUGAAACCCUCUCCCAACUCCCAGCUGAAAAGCUUCCACCGAAGAAGAAGCGUUUGCGGCUUGCUGACUUGGAGCACUCCUCUGGGGAGUCCAGCUUUGAAUCCACUGGGACAAGCCUUUCCCGCAGCCCUAGUCAAGAGAGUAAUUUGUCCCACAGUUCAAGCUUUUCAAUGUCAUUUGAGAGGGAGGACAGUAUUAAGUUCAUCACUUCAACCAAACAGGAUGAGUUUGGGAAACCGUCUGAGUUUUUAACCGUCCCAGCUGGUGCUUACUCGCUUUCCAUCCCUGGCCAUCACCAACAGAAAGAAAUGAGACGUUGCUCAUCUGAACAGAUGCCAUGUCCUCCCCCUGCCGAAAUCCCUGAGUUACGAAGUAAAUCCUUCGACUAUGGAAAUCUUUCUCAUGCUUCUGCCGCAGGAGCACCUCCUUCUGCUUUGUCUCCAGCAAGAGAAAGGAAGAAAUGCUUUUUAGUCCGUCAGGCUUCCUUCAGUGGUUCCCCAGAGAUUCCCCAGGCCGAUUCUAGCAUGGAACAAAAUAUAAAGCAAGAGCAAAUGGAGCAUGCACAUGUCAGCCUUCGGUCUUCCCAAGUUGCUUGGCCUCAUUCUCCCUCUUCUGUUCAGUCAGAUGACCCUGGGAAGCAGUCUGCUGGUCCUUGUGUACCGCAAAGCACUAGCUUAACCCCACUUUCCCAUCUCUCAGUCCCACAAGCACCUUCUAUUCCAAGCAAAUAUUCAGCAGAACAACAGCAUCUAUUUGCACUGCAAGAAAAAGUUCCUUUUCUCCCCAUCCAUAACACUUUGUUGCCGUUUCAAUACCCGUCUCGCUUGCCACCACAGCCCAGCACUUUGUGGCCCUCAGAACUUUCACAGACACAUUUCCCCCAUCAUUUUGUACAGCAGCUUCAAAAAUCCUAUACCAAGCAACCUUUCCCAACAGACAGUCAUCCAAGUUAUCAUCUGGAAUAUGCUCAGGAGCAUGUUCGAAAGAAAACUGCUGAUUAUGUACAUAGUAAAGAGCAAACUUACCAGCGUUACUCAGGAACAUCUGGGCAGUAUUCUAAAAAUGCACUUGCAACAUACCAGCCAGAUUGUAGCAUUAAAUCAACAGAUACCUCUUCUGAGCAGCAUCUGCAGGGAGAUUUUGAAGCCCAGAAUAUUGGACCGGUUCAGUCAUUACCAGGUACAGUUGUUCCUGUUAGGAUUCACACCCACGUGCCAUCAUAUGGUAGUGUCAUGUACACAAGCAUUUCCCAGGUUAUUGCCCAGAGCAGCAGUCCUGCUAUUGUCAUUUGCAAAGUAGACGAGACUCUUUCUCAAAGAACAUUAGCAACAAGUGCAACCAUGCACGGAAUAGGAUUUAACAUUGCACAGAUGUUAGGCCAACAUGGAGGCUUAGAAAAGUGUCCUUUAUGGAAAGUACCGCAGACCCUAUCGCUUAAUUUGGAAUCUUCCAUCCCAUUGGGCUUGGCCUCCAGCACAGAUACAGCUUCUACCCUGGGUGGAAACAAACGAAUGCUGUCACCUGCAAGCAGCUUGGAGCUCUUUAUGGAGACCAAACAACAAAAGAGAGUAAAAGAUGAGAAAAUGUAUGGACAGAUUGUUGAGGAACUAAGUGCUGUGGAACUCACCAAUUCAGACAUAAAGAAAACCUUCCCCAGGCCACAGAAACCUCAGCUGGUGAGGCAGAGCUGUACUACUGAGCCAAAAGAAAGUCUGCCGUCCACCGUGUCCUCUUCUACACUGUCAUCCUCAUCUCAAGAUUUGCCAGCUACCACGGUGCCCCCCACUGAGCCAUCACCACCAAGCAGGGAAAGGCUUCUCAGUUUUGACUCUGCUUCGCCAGGUCAAAAGUCCAGCAGCAUGUCUGAAGGCAGAGAAUCCCCAGAAGAACUGGAUGUAGAUGAAACAGCAUCGGAUAUGAGUUUGAGUCCACAGAGGUCACCUUUGUCCUCAGGGGAAAGUCAGAUAGAAGACAAAGCCAAGCAACAGAAAUUGCCCUUUGGUAGGUUGGUUCAAAUGGCGUCCCAACCAAGUGGGAAAGCAGUGACCUCAACUAUCCUUCUUGCAGACCUUGCUGACUUCCAGCAAAUUCUCCAGUUUCCUACUUUGCGCACCACUACAACCGUGAGCUGGUGUUUCUUAAACUACACAAAACCCAACUUUGUUCAACAAGCAACCCUAAAAUCAUCUGUUUAUGCCUCGUGGUGUAUAAGCUCAUGCAAUCCAAACCCAUCAGGACUGAGUACGAAGAUUACCCUUGCGCUCCUAAGGUCCAAGCAGAAAAACAGUACAGAGAUUUAUACAUUGGCACCAAUGCAUCGGCCUGGAGCUGGAAAGCUAACAUCAUCAAGCGCAUGGAAACCGUUUACUCAGAUGAAACAAGAGCCAUUCUUCAUAUUUGGCAGCAAGUUUGAAAAGAAGGUAGUAGGGUCUGUUGUCAAAGAAAGAAUUAAAGGAGACAGCCAUGGUGACAAAGAUAUUGUAUCCAAACAAACUGAGCCAAUGCGAAUUAAAAUCUUUGAAGGAGGGUAUAAAUCCAAUGAGGAUUAUGUGUAUGUCAGAGGACGAGGACGGGGAAAGUAUAUUUGUGAAGAAUGUGGGAUUCGGUGCAAGAAGCCAAGCAUGCUCAAAAAACAUAUCCGUACUCAUACCGACGUACGGCCUUAUAUAUGCAAGCUGUGUAAUUUUGCCUUCAAAACUAAAGGAAAUCUGACAAAACAUAUGAAAUCUAAAGCACACAUGAAAAAAUGUCUGGAGCUGGGAGUAUCAAUGACAUCAGUUGAUGAUGCUGAAACAGAAGAAGCAGAAAACAUGGAAGACACACACCAAGAAGCCGAGAAGAGUAAUAUGACUGGCACAUCAACUGAACACCAGUUCUCUGAUGCUGAAGAAUCAGAUGGCGAAGAUGGAGAGGAUAAUGAUGAUGAUGAUGAAGAUGAGGAUGAUUUUGAUGACAUGCUUGGAGAUUCAACACCCAAAACAAGAUCACGAAGCACUAGCCCUCAGCCCCCUAGAUUCUCUUCUCUUACUGUGAAUGCUGCUACAGCAUCUUAUGGGGGUUCACCUGACAGUUCAGUAGGACAUUCCUCCUUAAUAAGUUAUUUGGUCACUUUACCUAGCAUUCAGGUUACUCAGCUCCUAACGUCAAGUGACUCUUGUGAUGAUUCACAGAUGACAGAAUAUCAGAGGUUUUUCCAGAACAAAAGUACAGAUUCAGAACCCGACAAAGACAGGCUGGACAUACCUAGUUGCAUAGAUGAAGACUACAUGGUUUCUUUAGAGUCCAACUCAUCUCCUAGGGAUUUCUCAUCUUCCAGCAGACAGUCCUCACCAGGGUAUGAUUCUUCACCCUACAGAGAUAAUUCACCAAAGAGGUAUUUGAUGCCCAAAGGGGAUUUUUCACCUAGAAGACAUUUAUCACCAAGGAGAGAGAUUUCACCCAUCAGGCACCUUUCACCAAGGAAGGAAGCUGUAUUGAGGAGAGAGUUAUCACCACGGAGAGAUGUUUCACCAAGACGUCAUCUGUCUCCAAGGAGAGCUAUGUCACCUGGAAAAGACACAUCCUCUCGAAGAGACCUGUCUCCGCGAAGAGAAAGAAGGUAUAUGGCCUCAGUUAGAGCAACAUCACCCCGAAGAGGCUUGUACCAUAACCCAACCUUGCCCAUGGGCCAGUAUUUGCAGUCCGAGUCAGUUCCAUUAGGACAGUCAAAUUCAAGGCCAGGUUUGUUCCAGACCCCUUAUUUCAACAUAUCUGGAGAAAAAGGAGUUCUGGAGCAUCAUGGGCCUAACAUGUUUCCUGAGGGUCCUAAUGACUACGUCUUCAGCCAUCUUCCACUACACUCCCAGCAGCAGCUUCGUGCACCCAUCCCCAUGAUGCCUAUUGGGGGCAUUCAAAUGGUCCAUUCAAUACCUGCAGCCUUAUCAGGUUUCCAUCCUCCACCUGUGUUUCCCCUCCAAAAAGAGGGCUCUGGUGAGAAGAAAAGGGCAGCUUCACAAACCAUAACAAAAGAAUCGUGUAUCAUUUCUAAGCACCUUGAGAAACGUACGUAUCCUCAUACUUUGCAUACGGUAGUUCAAGCCAGUGCAUCACCGUCUCCAUUGCUGUUGAUGAAAAAGAGCACUUCAGAAGAAGGUGGUGUUGAGAGGGAGCAGGAGGAAAACAUACAGACUUGUACAAAAGCCAUAGCCUCUCUCCGAAUUGCCGCAGAGGAAGUUCAGCAUGGGACAGAGCCGUCACAAAGGGAUUCUGAGCCCCCUCAGAAACUCCUGGAAAGUGCACAUUUUAGCAUGGAACACUUUAGUGGCUCUGAGCCAGGCCAGGUCUGUGCCUCAGCCACCAACCCGGACUUGCACAGUGGUGAAAAGGAACGUUUUGGUACAUCACAGACUGCAUUAUCUCAUUCCACCUUUUACAGCAAAAGCAGUGUGGAUGUCAGACAGUUAGGCUACCCUAGUAGGAAAGAUUCCCCGUCAGAUACCCUGGAAAGAAAAGACCUGCCCUCUGAAAGAAGUAAGCCACAGUGAUCUGAAGUGUGAGGAGACUUUGAUACGUGCAUUUACCUCCCCUCCACAAGUACACCAUUUCCCCCCCCCCAGUGGUAGAAGGAAGUACUCAACUUUAUAGCAUGCCGGUUCUAAGUUACAGUAGUUUGCUAUUAUAUAUACUUUUGUUAUAUCAAAAGAAUUGGGUAAAACUACGAGUCAUCAUGAGCCUGACCAAAAUGAAAUUUCAAAAUUCUUAUUGGGUCUGGUACUUUUAACCUGUACAGAUGUUUGUGCCUUUUUCUUUACUUUUGCUUAUAUUCUUAUAAGCAGUUUUUUUAGCAGUAAUUUGUACAUAUUUUAGAAUUUGUGUAUCUGCUUUGUAAUAAAUGUAAUUUCUUUUCUUUUUGGGGGGACAUUUUGACCGAAAUGAUGUAAAGAAAAAAAUAGGAAAAAAAAUAGAAAAAAAGCAUCGAUAUAUAUGUGAGGUUGCACUAAAAUAUUUUUAUAUGAUUAAAACUGAACAGCUUUUAUGUACAGCUCUGAUUCUGUAAUACUAAUAUUUAUUUACUUUGUUUCAUAAAUUGUACAUUUUUUCUUAAUGUUGUGGAUUGCUUUUCUAUGUGAAGCAUGGGAUUUACUGUUGCAUUAUUAGAACAAAAAUGUAUAUUGUAAACAAGAUAUUUAAACUAGAGUAUCUUAUCUUAUUCUGCACUUAUGCAUUAGUUAAAAAUAAGAUAAAAGGAUGUAUCAGUCCGUUCUUAACUCUUGUAAUUUUUUUUGUCUCUUGUUUGCUGGAUCAACUAUAACUUAACAGUGCUGAUUGUGAUUUUAAAAAGAUAGUACCGUCAAGCAUUAAAGUAAAACCAUGUGCUAUUGUGAGUUUUUUCAAAGCUUUAUAAAACAGUUAUAAAUAUAUUAAAAGUAUUUGGUCUUAUGUGAA